Messenger RNA from Raphanus sativus (radish), 1119 nucleotides. RefSeq names its product elongator complex protein 6. The coding region runs from base 143 to 913 and encodes 256 amino acids. The transcript has 5 exons. The record is from RefSeq and is a predicted model, not a curated record. Lineage: Eukaryota; Viridiplantae; Streptophyta; Magnoliopsida; Brassicales; Brassicaceae. Gene Ontology annotation, cellular component: elongator holoenzyme complex. Gene Ontology annotation, biological process: tRNA wobble uridine modification.
UUCCCUCUUUCUCCGUCGUCGUUACCAAAACACCGCAAGCUGGUCACCUCCCCGGCUUCGAUUCUCUUCUCCAUAUAAUAAUAAUAAUAGUCUUCUGCCUUCCGCCCGCACCAAAAAAAAAAUCUUGAAUUAAACAGAAGGCAUGGAUAGAUCUGUGAACCUGCUGGAUGUAGCCUUAGGGUUUGGUGAGCACCAGGUAUCUGAUCAAUCGCCACUAAGUGGGAAGGUAGUGGUGAUAGAAGACUGUGUGGAGACGAGUGGUUCGUUCGUCCUUCACCAGAUCAUGAAGCGUCUUCUCUCCCCUCCUUCCUCCUCUCAUUCCCUCAUCUUUCUCGCCUUUGCUCGCCCUUUCUCUCAUUACGAUCGUAUCCUCCGUAAACUGGGAUGCAAUCUAGCCGCUCAAAAGGCAAACAAUCGGUUGGUUUUCGUCGACAUGCUCAUGAUGAAAUGCUCUGAUGGUGAAGAAGACAAUGUGAGUGCAGUUGCAAAACUAUUUCGGGAGAUACAAGCAACGGUUAGAAAGUUACGCAGCGUGACUGAUACCAACAUUACUGUUAUGGUCGAUGACAUGUCUCUCCUCGAAAUUUCUGCCACCAAUUCACAUCACGUCUUGGACUUCCUUCAUUACUGCCACACCUUAACUUCUGAUAGCAAUUGUUCGCUGGUCAUUCUCAAUCAUGAAGACAUUUACUUGAGCUUGGAGAGACCUGCGUAUUUGCUGCAGAUGGUAUGCCUUGCGGAUGUUGUCAUUAAAGCAGAGCCUUUAGCCUCUGGUUUAGCUAAUGACGUUCAUGGCCAACUUACAGUUCUGAACAAGGGGAUAAGCAGCAAUUCGAGGAACAAGUUGCAGAAUUUUCAAUUCAGGAUCAAGGAAAAUGGCAUCGAGUAUUUCUACCCUGGUUCUAGAACCUGAGGAUUGGAGACGGUUUUCAUGUUGUAUGUUAGUGAGAUGCAGCUAAGACAUUGUUUAUGUAUGUGUGGAAGAAGCUAUUUGAUGCAUUUCGGUUUGAAAGAUUCUUUGACUCUGCCCACCAUUCUUUUACUCUUUGAGAUCUCAACCACUUCUGUUUUUCUUUUUUAAAUUUGGUUUCAACGGAAUUUAUUUUGCACUUGGCCUAA